This is a messenger RNA of Anopheles bellator, 2385 nucleotides long. RefSeq names its product sodium-independent sulfate anion transporter-like. Bases 254 to 2089 code for a protein of 611 amino acids. Gene Ontology annotation, biological process: transmembrane transport. The transcript is spliced from 4 exons. Gene Ontology annotation, cellular component: membrane. Gene Ontology annotation, molecular function: sulfate transmembrane transporter activity. The record is from RefSeq and is a predicted model, not a curated record. NCBI's taxonomy places the organism in Eukaryota, Metazoa, Arthropoda, Insecta, Diptera, Culicidae.
UUAACACUAAAAUUCGCUUUAGGCAAAGUUAUGUUGAUUACCAUUUUCUAAGGGUGAUGAAGGCACGAAGGUGUGUUUAUUGUACGAAGUUGUGUUGAUUGUGUUGCAUUUUUUCAUCAGAAAAAUGUUAUUAGUUCAACGGAGAUCCUAAGUUUUAAUUUUGGUUGUACAGUGUCGUUAUUUUUUCUGUUAUUUUCCUGUGUAUGCUGCUUCCGAAUCGUAUUUAUAGUAAAACCAUCUCAUAAUUGUAGCGAUGGUUAAUGAGAGGUGUAAUUUAGAAGCGGAAGGAAGUUGUGUGACGGUAUCGCAUUUGUUGCAGCAAAAACCAAGGCCAUGUUAUGAUUUGGCUGAUGGCGUGGAUGAUUGUGAAGAGAAAUUUCCUCGUUUUGGACCUCUUUUGGCAACAAAACUGAGUGGAUUCUGCAACCGAAAACUGUUGUUUAAACGUUUACCAAUUCUUCAUUGGUUACCAAAAUAUGAAAGAAGUUACGUGAUCGAGGACGUCGUAGCUGGACUGUCCGUUGGAUUGACCGUUAUUCCACAGGGUAUCGCAUUUGCUGUUAUGGCCAACCUUGAACCGCAGUACGGAUUGUAUUCAGCGUUUAUGGGUUGUUUUACUUAUUGUGUUUUUGGAAGUUGCAAGGAUCUUACGAUUGGACCAACGGCAAUUAUGGCACUCAUGGUUCAGAUGUAUAUUGCGGGUCUCGGAGCAGAUUUUGUGGUUUUGCUGACCUUUUUAAGUGGUUGUAUUAUCUUCUUGUUGGGCAUACUUAACUUGGGAUUCUUGGUCCAGUUUAUAUCGAUGCCCGUUACAGCUGGGUUUACAUCUGCAGCAGCUAUUACAAUUGCUACCGGACAGCUAAAGGCGUUACUAGGAUUGCCGGGUCGAUCUAAUGAGUUUGUUGGUUCAUGGAUAAAUUUAUUCAAACAUUAUAAUGAAACGAAUACGUGGGAUGCCGCGCUGGGAUUUACAACAAUCAUUGUGUUGCUGGCACUCCGGCAGUUACGCAACGUUCGAGGCAAAUGGUCUGUGGCAGGAAAAUACAUUGCCUUAUCGCGAAAUGCCAUUGUAGUAAUAGGAGGAGCUUCUUUAGCGUACUACUUUGCAUCUUCCCGAAGUGAACCAUUUUCUUUAACCGGAACCGUUACUCCAGGACUACCACCGGUAAAACUACCGCCAUUCAGUACAGUUCUUAAUAACCAGACGCUUACUUUUCCUGAAAUGACCUCCAAGUUGGGAUCGUCGAUAAUAGCGCUGCCACUGAUUGCUAUUCUCGAGACUGUGGCCAUAGUGAAAGCAUUCUCGAAAGGAAAGUCGAUGGACGCAACGCAAGAAAUGAUUGCCCUCGGAUUGUGUAACAUUGUUGGAUCGUUCGUUUCUUCGAUGCCUGUAACCGGAUCAUUUACACGAUCAGCGGUUAACAAUAAUAGCGGCGUUCGCACGCCUUUGGGUGGAAUUGCAACCGGUGUUCUCGUGUUGCUUUCGCUUGGUCUGCUAACCAACACAUUUUAUUACAUCCCUAAGGCUGUCCUAGCCGGUGUGAUGAUUGCCGCAAUGUUCUUCAUGGUAGAGUUCCAUGCUGCCGCAGAAAUUUGGCGAACGAAGAAGAUUGAUAUUAUACCUUUUAUAGUCACGCUGGUUGCUUGCCUCCUGCUUGGUUUAGAGUACGGAAUGGUGAUAGGAAUUGUGUUGAACAUAUGUUUCGUGCUUUACAUGACGUCUCGACCUAGCAUCGAACAGGCGGUGUUUCGUACAAACUCAGGUAUUGAGGCCAUGAUUGUGAAACCGGAUCAAAGCCUUAUCUACUCAUCCGUCGAAUACCUGAAGCACGAAAUAAUAAAGAUGGUGGAUAAGUCUCAAGUGCACGCGGUGGUAAUAGAUGGCACUAACAUUAGUUAUGUCGAUUCCACUGCCGCUAAGAUUCUCUCGAGUACUGUUGAAGAGUUGGCAAUACGACAGUGUGCAGUAUGGCUGUGGAAUUGGAACCGAGCAGUUAAAUGUACGUUAUUACGACUAGAUAGAGAAUUGUUUUACAAAUUAUUUAAAGUCGGGGAUUUGGAAGAGUUGCCUAAGCAAGUGUGUAUCUAGGCAGCAGUGUAGUAAUACAGAACAAAGUUUUGAAGGACAUUUUAGGUGAGUUUAUGAAGUCAUUAAACUUGUGAUUAUGUGAUCGUAUGGAAGUAUUAUAGUUAUGUGUUGGCAGAAAAUGGUCUGUGAAGUAUACGACAGGAAACGGUCGAACGAGUAAAUUUAGAUAGACACAUCCUUUGUUUCGAAUGAAUAAAGCUAAUUACAAUUAUUAUAAUCUUUCCAUAAUGUUUUUAUGUUUAUAUUUCUUCAAGUUUUAUUGACUUGAAACGAAAUAAUGUGUUAAUUUUAAAUUA